UUACCAUAUCACGACCCAAAAUGGCGGGAAACACAAUGAACCCUCCCCAAUAUUUCGCGGGAAACACUUCUCUUUUUUAUCACUUGCAGUCGCUACCACUACCAGAGAGAGACUGAGUGCGGUAGUCGCAGCAUACAGAGAAGAAAAAUGGUGGGACCUCCGUACGAUUGCCUGGCGAAUCCAUUGGGAGCCGUCCGAUUGACUUUCGAGAAGGCGAUCUCCUCUGGAUCCCUCGAUCCGGCAUCCUUCGGCGGCAAAGACUGGGGCGCCAUCGAUCUCUUUCGCAACUUCCUCUUCGACCAAGCCAACGUCUCUCAGGUUCCAUUACUUAAUCCUACAAGCAUCAGAUGGGUUCAGCCCCAUUCGCUUGUUCGAUUCCGUGGUAUGAUACAAGACAUGCUGGGUAAUGAGUUCUACGCAGGAGCCUACAAGGAUGGCUCUGUGUGGAGGACCAACAAGUUUGCUGAUGUCUCUCACUUCCCAAAUGUCUCUGCAUCUAAUAUGCAGAUCUGGGAACGUCGUUUGCUGUACUGUGUUCCAGUCCCUGGCCUGAAUUCAUGGACUGAAUCUCAUUCGGAAGUAGGAAGAAAUGGAUCCACCGAUCAGACAUUCCUACAAAGAGAGAAGCGGCGGAGAAUGGAUGUUGAAGCUACUGAUAGCAUGGUUUCUAUGGUAACAUAUAACGAGUUUCAAGAUUCUCCUAAUGCCAAAAAAAUGAGAGAGGAUGGAAACACUUCUAUGUCUUCCCAGAUUCAAGACGAGCAAGCUAAGGGUAGUUGUUCUACUGCAUUACCUGAUAUUGAAAGAGAUUCUCUUCCGUGUCUGGUAAAGGUUUAUGACUCUCCCGAGUCUGAGUUGAAGCUGAAUGAUGUUUUUGAGUUUGUUGGGGUCCUCACCUUUGAUUCAGAGCUCAUGGUGGAGAAAGAUGAUUAUGAUGAGUUGUCAACCGGUUUAGGUGAUGAUGAUUUGGUCCAUGGGCCACCUAACAAGGUGCCUCGUCUCCACUGUAUUAUUCACAGGAAGCUUGCUAUGCUUGACUUUCUACAUGGUGGUCCUCCCACAAUGGAGCCAAAACUGGAUUUAGUAAAAAUGGCAAGGGAAGCUCUGUUGGGACAUCUUACAACUGUUCUCGGCAAUGAUGGGUUAGCAGCACAUUUCAUGUUGUUGCAUCUUCUGUCCAGGGUACAUGCUAGAGUAGACAACGUUGCUGUUGGGAAGCUUUCACUAAAUCUUACCGCUUUAAACAAAGAGAGCGUGACUGUGUUUGGCACUCAGCUUCGAAUUUCCCUUGAGAGCCUCUUGCCAUUCACGCAUUGGAUACCCCUUACUGUGCAAUAUCUUAACACUGCUUCACUUGCUCCAAGAAAGGAUUAUGAUAUAAACAGACUGGUACCUGGUGUUCUGCAGCUAGCUGAGGGCUCGCAGCUGAUCAUUGAUGAGACAAAAUUGGAAGCAGGCACCCUCAACCCUGUCGGAGUAGAGAAUGUGAGGUUGCUUAAAGAGUUAACAGAGCUCCAAAAGGUUGACUAUGAUUUUAAGUAUUAUAAAAUGGAGAUGGCAGCUGAUGUGCACUUGCUAGUUCUCUCUGAGGGGAAAUCAAAUAUCUUGCCAGCAGAUAUAGUUAUACCUUUCCAGCCUUCUGUGGUCUCCAAUGCAGUUGUGGCUGCAGAAGCACUGGAAGCCUGGAGAUGGUAUUUGUCCACAGUUAGAUCCUUGCCACAUUCUAUUGACUUAGAAAUGCAGAAGGUGGUAGAAAACGACUUGGUUGCAGCAAGGCAAGCAGAUCGUAGUUUAGGCAGCCAAGACUUUAGCAGGUGGUUAACAAUGGGUCGUCUAAUGUCUGCAAGUUUUGGUGAAACCUGCCUGACAUUGGAGCACUGGCAAAUGGUUAGGGAGUUGGAGAGGCUGAGAAGCGAGAGACUGAAGUGAAAUAAAAAAUGUUUUCUUGACUUGAUUCUGUUUGGCAUGGUUGUAGUACAAAUUUAGCCAAUGAAUGUAAUCAGAUUCAUUUUAUACAUUCAGUCAAAAAAAUGUUGUCCAUCUAACAGUGUGAAGAAAAGCUGCCUCUGAUUAUGAAAUUAUUUCAUGAUGUAAAUUAAGCUUAUAUUUUUGUGAUA
Messenger RNA from Tripterygium wilfordii, 2117 nucleotides. RefSeq names its product mini-chromosome maintenance complex-binding protein. The coding region runs from base 148 to 1929 and encodes 593 amino acids. Lineage: Eukaryota; Viridiplantae; Streptophyta; Magnoliopsida; Celastrales; Celastraceae. Gene Ontology annotation, molecular function: chromatin binding. Gene Ontology annotation, biological process: DNA-templated DNA replication. The record is from RefSeq and is a predicted model, not a curated record. The transcript has 14 exons.